Mytilinidion resinicola is the source of this 1886-nucleotide messenger RNA. RefSeq lists its product as uncharacterized. Gene Ontology annotation, molecular function: metal ion transmembrane transporter activity. Bases 156 to 1673 code for a protein of 505 amino acids. Gene Ontology annotation, biological process: transmembrane transport; metal ion transport. Gene Ontology annotation, cellular component: membrane. The transcript is spliced from 3 exons. Lineage: Eukaryota; Fungi; Ascomycota; Dothideomycetes; Mytilinidiales; Mytilinidiaceae. The record is from RefSeq and is a predicted model, not a curated record.
ACUCGCGAUACGACACGAAUGAGAUAAAACUCACGACUUGUUUGAAUUUCAGUUCUUUUUCAUAGCUCUGUCUCCUCUCAUUUGUUCUAGUCGAUAUCGUUUAACCCAUUCCACAAAGUUUUGCAGCGAUUGCUUGACGCGUCACGACUUCCACGAUGCAGAAGUUCGCAUCAAGUAGCUUCAGUCUUGACGACCUAGGGACAGAUGGGGCGUGGCUAUGUGCCAAAGGCCCGUACCUGGAUUUUAUAGCAGAGCGUUGCUCCUACGAUCCUGGAUUAAUGAUCGCAGACCCAAAAAAUAAAGACCACCCCAUCAAACCCGGAAACGCGACCGUCGUUAUGCUAGAGCAAGAUCAUUCUUCCCUCAAUUUUGCAUCCAAGGAGUUCAAAUCAUGCUCCGAUCUUCAAUCCUACUUCAUGAAUGAUUCGGCAUCUCCACAAGGGCCUCAUCCACGACGGCGCAUCUACAUCAUGGAAGGUCUUGCUCAGGACUACAUCUCCGUUUUGGGAUCGCAAUUCUUCAUGAAUCCAUCCUUCUUCAUGCGCCAAGAGCGUACCUGCAUUUGGAGUAACGCAUUUACGCCCGUGAGCGACUCAUUACCGCAGCCGUCACUACUAGAACCACACAAGAGCUUCAUGAUCGACUAUUGCGAGCUGAGACAGUUUCCGCAAAUUAUUCCCAACACCGCAAUGUUUUGUAAAAGGACUGGUAGACAUGUUGGGAUGACUCCAUCUAGGCACGAGGAGAAGUCGACGACCGGGAUGCUACGGCGCAAAUGCUCCUUCUGGUCUCGGGAAACACAAAGCGGAGGUUGGGAUGUCGUCGUCUUAUGCGAUCCCCAACUCCAAGAUGCCUGGAAUGAUUCAAGCACAUGUGCCACCGUGCCCAAUAGUCCUUUCCAAGGCGGCUACGUUGAUUUUCUCCCAAUAAAUCUCACCCGCGACGCCCAUCUAACUACCCCAAAACAUACCCGAAAAUCUAUGCUCCACGAUCUGGUCUUCUACUACACCCACCAUGCCCACCUCAUUCCCCCCGCAGACUGGAAACUCCCCGUUGCCGCAUCACUUUUUCCCAAAAAGAUCAUAGCAGCCCACUACCUCCAACUAGUCGCUUAUAUCAAAGCGAUGCUCCCUUCCCUCGAACUCCAACUCUCCAGCAGCUGGACAAACGAACAAGAGCAAUGGCGCACUCUCCAAACCAUCUCCCGCCGCUGCGGCGACUAUUGCGAUAAUAUCGAAGACAUACUCCUAAGCUUGGGUCUCCCUCUUUCGCUACCCUCCUCCACCGCGGGUAGUUGGAUGGAUUCGGCGAAGGAUUACCAAUAUAUACGCCUCCGGCUUGAAUCCCUUAAGGCCCGCGCGGAUACGCUGAUGGCGGCGAUGACAGGCUUGGCAUCGAUCGCCGGCAAUCACCAGGCGCUGGACGAGGCCAAACGGGCCAAGAGACUCACCUUGGUGGGGUUGGUAUUUAUCCCCCUAGCGUACAGCACGAGUCUGUUUAGUAUGACGGACAACUUUGCGCCGGGGCAGAGCGCCUUUUGGGUGUACUGGGUCGUCGCAGUGCCGCUGAUUAUUUUCACGUUCCUCGUAGCAGGAGUGCUAGAUUUGGUGCUUGACGAAGCGGGGAAGUUUUCAUUUCAUCGGUUGAGAAGACAGAAGACGAAUGCAUCCUAGGAGCUGGAGACCAUGUGAAAAUGCCUACGGCUGUUUUCUUUCUUAGCUUUUAGAUCUCGGUGUGCCAUCUCAGGCGACAGUGUCUGCUAGUCCUUACUUUGCAACGCUUUUGAAUUCCAUCUUGUGAUUUCCCAGCUUUCUAUCCGUCGCUUCCUUCGUCCAUUUUCACUAUCGGGUCGCGUCGUGCUACCUUCGAUUAUUUACUCGUACACU